AGUAGUGUCACUAAUUAAUCGUACAUACCAUAAUUCUGACGGCUCUUGCGUAUAAAAUUAAUAAAUGCGAAACGGAUUUUCUACUUAAUUAAUCGGUGUCAAGCAAAUUCAGGAUUCGUCGGUUUCGACGAAGUUUGCUGGGAAUUACGUGGCCAGUAUGUACGGAAAAGUGUUGGAGGAGCUCACGUAUUCCCUCAACUUCACCUUGAACGUCGUCUCGCAAAUGGGCGAACACGGUCUGUGGAAUCGACAAAAUCGGACCUGGUCUGGAGUGAUGGGCGAGAUUGUAUCGGGUCGUGCAGAUUUCGCUAUCGCCGAUAUGUCGAUGACGAGCUUUCGGGUGGGCCACGUCGAUUUCACGCUGCCCUUGAUCAUAUCUAGAAACAGUCUAUACAUCAAGGAGCCGGGAAUAUGUGGCGUCAAGUGGCUCGGUUAUUUUCAGACAUUCAAUUUGUGCACGUGGGCUACAAUUGUUACGUUGAUAGCGACCGCGCCGCUUCUCCUAUCCUUUAUGAAAACGUACCGCGAAUCUCGAAGCACCGUGGGUCUGCUCUCUGAGAAUUUCAUCUGCAUCUGGGGUAUCUUCUGCCAGCAGGCGCUUAUAGAGUUUCCGAAAAGAUCGUCACUGCGCGUUGCGUACCUGACGAUAUUUUUGACGGCGGUGCUGAUAUCGGCUCACUAUUCAGCGGCGUUAAUCUGCUUUUUAACGGCGUGCACUCGCGUUCUGCCCUUUCAGACGAUAGACGAAUUCGUCAACGACGGCAGCUAUAAAUUAAUCGUUCCACGCGGCAGUGCCGACUACGACGUAGUCUCCUUUCAGGCGAGGUACGGGGCGCCGACGAAAUCUUUCUCGGUGAAACUGAUGAAAUUAAUGAAGGACGAACAGGAACUGCCGGUCAAUUUAAUUGAUGGCUUUGUGCAAGUAUGUAAGCAGCGAAAGGUUGCUUACAUGGUGCUGAGCGCUCUGAAGAGAAGCGUAGAGAUGAAAAUUCCUUGUAAACUGUCGAGCAUCAGCACUGAAAGGAUAGACAACUUAGGAAUGAUCCUCUCCAAGAACAAUCCGUACACAGGCGUGAUAAAUUAUCAUUUGCAGAAAUUUUUGGAUAACGGUAUGAUGAUGCGUCUGAGGGAUACGAGAUUUUUGCCGCAUUCCGCCGAGGAGAAGACUUACAUGCCGGUCCGUUUGGUUAACGUCAUUCCAAUUUUGGCGAUUCUCUGCGGAGGCAUUAUUAUAAGCAUCGCGGCGCUGAUUAUAGAGAAAAUUCAUUACCGGUCGAGGCGAAGGAAAGUUCAGCCGAGAGUCUUUUAUCCUUCCAGAAAGCCAUUUAUCAAGAAACACAAUUAUUGAGAGAAAAUUUACAAUUUUAUUUGACUUAACUGAAAUCUUCUUGGUAGAAAUUUGACGUGUGUGUAUAUAUAUAAUUGUGUUUGAUUUAUAACAAUUAAUUAAUUAUAUAUUUAUUAU
Molecule: messenger RNA, 1465 nt
Organism: Vollenhovia emeryi
Lineage: Eukaryota; Metazoa; Arthropoda; Insecta; Hymenoptera; Formicidae
Product: glutamate receptor 1-like
Exons: 6
Coding region: 158-1348 (396 amino acids)
Cellular component (GO): membrane
Molecular function (GO): glutamate-gated receptor activity
Source: RefSeq, a predicted model, not a curated record